Diatraea saccharalis (sugarcane borer) is the source of this 2820-nucleotide messenger RNA. Lineage: Eukaryota; Metazoa; Arthropoda; Insecta; Lepidoptera; Crambidae. The record is from the annotation of a GenBank genome assembly.
GAAAGUCUACGGUGGGAAGUUGGUCAAACGUUGACCUUAUUCAAUAUUUAUAUUUAUUGGGCUACAAUAUUAUUAUAAAAAGUAUCCUCUAAAAUAUCGUAUCUAUUUAUCAGUUUGCUUGUAGUGAUUUUUUUAUAAAUAAGUGUAUUUUCACUUUUCUGCAAUUCGUUUGAUGAAUACGUCACAACGCCAUGUUGUAUUCCUGCGCUGAUUGCAGGCACGAGAAAUCUGCCAACCCGUUUAUUUUUCGGGAUUAGUUCCCGAGAGUAAAUUAAAUUGCGAUUUUGUACUCAAAUAUAAUAAAAUUUAUAUUUGUUGGCAAAUGUCAAACAACUUUAGUGAAAUCGAUGAAUCCCUGUUGUCGCAUUUCAAGUGUUAACUCCUAAUUUCAACUGCAGUUUUGUGCAUCCGCGAAAGUUGAAAGGACUGUGUUGUAAAAGAAAGAAGUGAUAAUUUGCCAAAAUUCCGGUCCCUACGCGCAGACGAGAAGGUGCCUACCCGCCGGGGCAGCCGGGCGAAGGAGAUAUGAACAACAAACGUAAAAAUCGCCAAGGGCCGCCGAGGUCGCCACGGGGACGCAUGCUACCUGAAGGCGUGUACAGCAAUGCACACUUCAUGCAUGCCGUGACCGCGCACGUCGGUGACAACGUCCAGGUGCUCACGCAAUCCGGCAGCUUGUGGGAGGGAGUCUUUAAGACGUUCAGUGCUCAAUUUGAGGUUGUACUAGAAGUGGCCCACCGCGUGGACGCGGAGGGCGUAGUGGCCGUGGACUCGGUCGUCGAGAAGUUGAUCUUCAAGCCACAGGAUGUGGUCUCCAUCCGAGCUAAGGACUCGGACCUCGAGUACGCGACACACGAUGUAUUUCAAACAGAUAGCGCGAUAUCUAGCAAGUUUAAUGGCACCUUCCGUGUAGCCGAGGAGCGUCAGCUUGAGCCGUGGGACGCUUGCGACGGUGAUGCGAGCGACUCGCCCGCCCUGAACGGCGACGCAAGCCUCGAGGAUCUCGAGCUCGACCACCGCGCCAACGGCUGGGACGCCAACGACAUGUUCCGCAAGAACGAGGAGGUGUACGGCGUACACAGCACGUACGACCACUCGCUGGCGGGAUACACGCUGCCCUUACAGAGGAAGGAUACACAGGAUUACAGAGAUGCCGAAGCGAAAGCUGAAGAAAUAGCUGCCGAAAUAGAGAGCACGCCCACGUACAAAGCUCGCAUCGACGCAGAAAACGGAGAUGAGGAAGAAAGAUAUGCGGCUGUCGUACGGCCCGGUGAAGGAGCACCAGGCAAAUACGUUAUACCUAACAAGAGGAAAAAUAUACAGAGCGGCAAGCUGGUAAAGCCAACGGGCAGCAGCAGCAGCAACAACGGCAGCGGGGGCGGGGGCGGUAGCAGCCCGGGUGGGGGAGGGGGUGGGGGUAAGCCUCGCGACAAGGAGCCCCGUCCGCCGCGACACCACCUCACGCCGCCUGCCGACCCGCGUGCACACAACCAGGUAAGCGGGGAAUUCAUUAAAUGGACAAGUCUGCGGACAUGUUAGCCUGAUCUCGUUACUAAUAGGUCUGUGUUAUGACUGCGACGGUUCUACACUAUCUAGACAUGGCCGCCUUAAACUAAACGACGUCUGGCAGGCGCAAACUUGCCGACAUGCCCGUCUAGUGAAUUCUUUUUCACCCACUUACACACGCACUUGACCACGCCUAUCAAAUUUCGUCAAAAGCCGCUUUCUUUUAGAGCAGUUCAACAGACGCAGAGUCCUGCGACAAACGCGAAUGCCCCAUCGAGUACGGGUACGGGCACUAGCACAGGAGGGGCGGGUACGACUACGGCAGCGGUCCCAGGAGCGGGAGCGGUAGCGGGCGCGGGCAAAAGCUAUGCGGCACAAGCGGGAGGGUAUCACGCGCCGUUCCCACCACACCAUCCGCCACAGGCGACAGCAGGCAAAAUAAAUGGCGAACCUAGGGCGCCCCCACCACAUCGACACCAUCACCAUAAUCCGCCACCGUCGAGUGAGGCGAUGGGACGACCACCGAGACAUCACGCGCCGCCCGAACCAAGAAGACAAGAUGAAGUACAGGAGUUGCGUAAGUUCGGGCAAGAGUUCAAGUUGGUAUCGACUGGUCCGCCCCCGACGCCGGCCUCCGCCCCCGCAGGUGCCGCUCCGCCCCCGCCCGCCUCACAUCAACCACAGACAGUGCCGGUAUCGGCGCCGAGUCCGCCUGAAGUGUCGGCCAAUGCGCCGGCGCCGCAGUCAACAGCUGAAAUCAAACGGGAACCUGUCACACAUAAGCCGCCCGUGAAGCAACAGCAAGAGGAGGUGGUGCAGCAACAGCCGCAGCCGCAGACUGACAGGUCGCCGCUGUCUUCGCCACCGUCGGCCGCGUCGCCUGUGUCUGUCACGCUGAAGAAGUCCACACUCAACCCCAACGCUAAGGAGUUCAACCCCGCUGCCAAACCAUUCACGCCCAGGAGCCCCUCUACACCCAACCCCAGCCGUCCUCACACGCCGGGCACGCCGGUGGGCGUCGGAAUGGGUGUGGGCGGGGUAGGGCUAGGCGGCGUGGGCGUGGUGGGCGCCGGCGUCAGCUACGUGCCCGCGCCCCAUCCUCCCCCGCCACAUCACAUGGUUGCCGCUGUACCGGCGUACGCGAUGGUCGCAGCGGCAGCGGCGGCUGCUCAACAACCGCCCGCAUAUAUACCGCAUCCACAUCCGAUGGAGUUGAGCUGCGAGUGUCGACAAUACGGACCGCCUGUGUUCCUGGUACCCGACAAGCGGGAACGUCCAGACGCGGUGAGAGAGAGCGGGAAUGGGCGGGAAUAA